Molecule: messenger RNA, 1179 nt
Organism: Centruroides sculpturatus (bark scorpion)
Lineage: Eukaryota; Metazoa; Arthropoda; Arachnida; Scorpiones; Buthidae
Exons: 5
Coding region: 1-1179 (392 amino acids)
Source: RefSeq, a predicted model, not a curated record
AUGUUGAGUAAUUCAAUACAAAAGAAUAGAAAAUAUAAAGAUAUUGUUAAUAAAUUAGAGGAGGCAUAUCAAAAAGAAUAUGAUGAACAUAAUGCUUUAGCAAAGAAAUACAGCAAAGCUACCUUGAACUUGAAAAAGUACCACCAAAAGAAGCAAAAGUCAGUAUUCCCAGGUAUAUCAUCAUCUUUAACUUUAAAAGAUAGUAAAAUGCUUAAACUGCAUGAAUGUGUUCAAUUAAUGAAUGAACUUGAUGAAGAUGGAGAAGAAUUAGACAAAAAAAUAAGAGAAUUUCUAUUCCUGAUAAUUAUAAAAACAAGUAUAAAAAAUACUGAUAGUUUAAUUUCAAGAUUAGAAGCAGGAAGAAUUUUGCCAGAGUACCGUUUAAUGAGUAUAGAUAUAGUGUCAAUGUAUCCAUCGAUUACAAAAGAAAUGAUUAUACAGAGUUUAAGUGAGUAUAACACCCCUUCAGAUUUAAUAUCAUUAAUAACAUUUGUAUUGGAAAACAAUUUCUUUGCAGUUAAAGGCGAGUACUUUCGACAAAAGGAUGGAAUAUCCAUGGGCUCGGUGGUCGGCCCAAAGCUGGCAGAGAUUGUUAUGAAAAAUAUAGAUAAAACGUUGCUGAACUUAGGUGGAAUAGUUUUUCUGGCACGAACAACCAGAAGUGAAAAAAGAAUAGAAGAACUCAAAAAAAUAAAUAAGAAGUACUUGUUGAACAAUUAUCCGAAAAGAUUGCUGAGGAACUGGUAUGAUGAAUAUUCAAAAAGAAGAUUUCAAGUAAAGCAACAAAAAGAAAGUAAAAAAAAGAAAGAUUUAUUGGAAGAAGAUGGAGUGGUUUACAGGCUUCAAUGUACGUGUGGAGUACCGUAUUACUACGUUGGAGAAACGAAACGGAAACUAAAAGUGAGGAUGUCGGAACACUUGGCAGCAGUACGAAAUAAAAUUAAUACAUCCCCGGUAUUUUUGCAUUGNGCUAUUCAAAUAUUUUACGUGAUGCCAGCGGAAUGCUGGGAAGAAUUGGUGUUAUUUAAGGAUUGUAAACGCGAUGGUAACAGUGAGAAAGAUGUGUCUUUCCUUGAUGUUGAAGUGUUUUCCGCUGUGUUUACGACGGAGAAAAAUGUGUCGUCUGAAAUAUCUGCUUCUGUUCCUAUUGUACAUUCUAAUUGUCAGAAACCCUACUGA